CGCGUUCUUCUGAUGAAUUGUCUCAUUACGGUGAGAGUGAAGAUUCGCCGAUAUAAGAUCAUCUUGCAUGGUCCGCCAUUGACAUCAAACAUUCGUUGUGUUUGUCGAGUCGAGAUCCUAACAAAGCCAACGCCAUGAAAGCUUCCAGCCUAGCCGUGCCGCCGAAGCGGAAAACAUCGACUGACUCCGAAGCUGACGAAAUGACAAGCUCUGGGCAGUCAGCAAAGCCGCGUAAGCGCGUGCCCGCCGAGAUCUGGGAGACGAAGCGACCGAUCAUUACCCGCCUGUACCAAGAAGAGAAGAAGUCGUUGAAGGAGGUCAUGGAGAUUAUGCAGCGCGACUACCAUUUUGCCGCCACCGUCAAAAUGUACAAGUCGAGAAUAUGGAAAUGGGGCCUCGACAAGAAACUCAAGGGUGAUGAGGUUCUGGCAAUCAUGCUUCUCAAGCGGGACAGAGACCUCCUGAAAAGACCGACUGAGUUCAGAAUUCGCGGGCAGCCAGUAGAUUUGGACAACAUUAACCGGUAUCUGAAACGGAACCCUUCGUUGAUGGCCAAAUUCAGGGCAGGGCAGACGCCCAGCGUGCAAACGGCACUCGAGGUGACUUGCAGAACACCUUCGCCGCCUCCGAGCCCAGCGAUAGCCUUGGCACCAACGAUGGAGAUGCAGAGUACCGAGCAGGUUCUCUGCUUGUUCCGAGAUUACAUCGAUGGUUCCUUUUCGUCUGGAGCCUGGUGGUGCGAUUUCGACGUCGACUGCUCCAAUACCCGUUUCAACCCCGGAGACCGCAGUAAUGACUUAUUCGAGAGAGUCAUAGCCAGCUUUGCUUUGGUUAAUCGAUGCAUGAUACGAGGAGACCAGAUCAACAUCAAUAGUGUCCUUGGUCCGGCCUUCGAGUCCCUGAAAGAAAUUGUAGCUGCCGAAAGUCCAGACUUUGUUGCUCGUACGGUCUGCCUGCUUUGGUAUCUGGAGCGUCACCACAAACAUGAUCUUCUUCGACUGGUUCUCGAUUAUUUGGCCGGGCUCAUUCCGAUUGUGCUUGGGCCUCAUCAUAUUCUCGCCCAUAUCUGGCGUAGACUGGGCGCGACCGAGUUUUCCGACUACUAUGAACUCUCGAUGCGGUUGUAUGCGCUGCUGCUGCCAGACAUCGAGCAGCGGGUGGGCUCGGCCAACUACUUGACGCAUCUGCUGUACAGCGACUAUCUCGAUUGCAUUUUUGCUCGACAAGAUCCGGAGGAUUGCGAGGCAAUGCUCAGCCGGCACCGGGCUCGAGCUGAGGCCUCGGGGCAAGAUCACUCUUGGCUUGGCGAUAUGGCUCUGUCGCAUGCUGGCCUCCUCGCAGCUUGCAAGGAAAAGCAGGGCCGACUAGACGAGGCCGUUGAGGUGCUGACGGCUCAUAUGAAUGCAUACAGUAUGACAGACGAGCAGGAAGCCGCUGUUAACCUCGAGCUGGGGGUGAAGUACUAUCGGAUGGGCAGCACCUCGGCGGCGAUUACGUCUUUCAAGUCGGCAGCUCGUAUCGCCCUAACGUCGGAUGCAGACGAACGGAUUUCCAUGACAGCGUUGGCCAACUUGGAGAAGCUACUCCAAGAGACAGACAACAUAGCCAAGGCAGAUCGAGUACACCGAUAUCGUAUGGAUCGACUCGCAGCUUUCGCAGAGAAGUCAGCAUCGAUAUCGAAAGGCUUCACUGACGAGUACGACGACGACAGCGAUGGGACGAACGACCUCGAAGACCUGCCAGAAUGGCUGUGGAAGUGCGACGACGGCGAAGGGGCAACACCAAGCUGGCUCGAGCUGCCCACUUUUGGUUGGGUAGACAAGACAUCCCCUUCAUCGUUUGUCGGUAUUCCUGCGAGCGCACUGGAAUGGACAAACACGUCCCAGUCAGGAUCUCCUGCAGUCCUGUCGACAGAGUACUCACCACAUGCAGUGGAUCAUCUGAUCGAUCCCGAGGUCGAAUAUCUGUACAGACAUGACAACGGCAUUCGGCAGACUUGACGACCUUGUUUUGUUGCACAAACCAAACACGAUGGCCAUCGGCCAAGCAGACAUCUGCUAGGAUCAACGACAGGUGUUACGCCACUCAAGGAAGCUGGUAAUCGCUGUAGCCUUUUGCGAGCAUACGCUACCUGUAUGCCGCCACUGAAUGAUUGGCGUUUUGCUCAAGUUUAUCGAAACGUGGCUCUGCGGUAGCUGGUGACAUGAACUGGCGCCGUCAAGUCUCUCCUCAGGGCGGCUCUGGAUCCCGAAUAAAGCUGAAUCUGAAGUAUGUGGCAGAUGAGCGGAAUCGACUGGCCAGGCGAGGUUUCUCUGGACAAUGAAGCAAGCCUUCGUAGGUCGAGAUUACGGAAUGCUGGGUAAAGAGAGACGUAACGCAUCAAUACCUUCUGGAGAACAUUAGCACGUCAUUGUCGCUACCAAGAUGGGGCUCUGUCACCGUCCUCGAUGAAGAUGAGAAGCGACAGAGGUCAAUGAGGAGAGGGAAUACAUGAAAUGGAAGAGAGAAAGAACCGACCAGCUUGCAUAAUAAGGUACCUUACUUUAGGUACUUUGAGUAAGGUACUUGAUGCUUGGACCAUGAGGUUCGAUGGAAGGGAUCCGGCGGGAAGGAAGUUCAACAGAUCAACGGGGAAAGAGUCGGCCACUCUCCACUUUCACCGGCACGAGAAGGAGGCACCUCAAGCUGGGGAAGGAGACGGGAAGGGGACGGAAACGAGGCGAGGUAAUUUAUUUGGACAGGCCUUGAUCACAAGCAGAAGAGGCGUGACAAGAUUCAGGAUGUUGUUAAGAACUCGACGUGUUGUGGCGGAGAGAAACGAAGUCGGAAGAUACCAAUUAGAGGAGCAAGACGCGUUUACACCCAG
Colletotrichum scovillei is the source of this 2866-nucleotide messenger RNA. RefSeq lists its product as uncharacterized. The transcript is spliced from 2 exons. Gene Ontology annotation, molecular function: protein binding. The record is from RefSeq and is a predicted model, not a curated record. Lineage: Eukaryota; Fungi; Ascomycota; Sordariomycetes; Glomerellales; Glomerellaceae. Bases 135 to 2000 code for a protein of 621 amino acids.